AUGGAAAGCUGCCAACUAAAGAGCAAAAAGCAUCAGUUCUCACAAGCCUGCCUGAGAAGAGAAGACAGAAUCGUUUUCAUGAUUUAGACAUUUGUGUGAACUCCAAAUCUGUAAAACCAUGGCCGACAGUGUUCAGAGGCAAAAGCAGACAAAUGUUGCACAAGUGGCAACUGCAAGGAAUACAGGUUUGGAUCCACAUGAAGAAAUUCGAAUAGUACUGAUUGGAAAGACAGGAAAUGGGAAAAGUGCAUCGGGAAACACUAUCCUAAAUCGAAAGGCUUUUAUAUCAGUCCUCUCUCCAGUGUCUGUGACGUCAGAGUGUGAAAAGGCGAAAGGAGUGGUGGAUGGACGCAGGGUAGCGGUCAUUGACACACCAGGAAUUUAUGAUACAAAGUACAAAGAAGACAAAGUCGUCAGAAAGCUAAAAGAAUGCAUCUGUUUCUCCGCUCCUGGUCCCCACGUGUUCCUGAUUGUGAUCCAGUUGACCAGAUUCACAGAGGAAGAACAGAAAACUGUUGAACUCCUGCAGCUUGUGUUUGGUAACAAAGCUGCAGAUUACUCCUUGGUUCUCUUCACUCAUGGUGACCGGCUCAAAGGCACAAGAAUUGAAGAUUUUUUUAGACAGAGUCGACAACUUAGCCAUUUGAUUGCAAAAUGUAACUGGCGGUAUCAUGUCUUCAAUAACACAGUUUCCGAUGACAGUCAGGUAUCUCAGCUGCUUGCAAAGAUAGUAAGUAUGGUCUGUGACAAUGGAGGAACAUUUUACACAAAUGAAAUGUUCCAGGAGGCUGAGAAAGUGAUCCAAGAAGAAACAGAGAGGAAUAUGAAGGCCAUUGCCGAGCAAAAACGCAGAGAAGAAGAACAACUGAGGGCCAUAUUUAAAGGCGAACAGCUGCAGGAAGAGCUACAGUGUCUCCAGAAAGGGUAUACAAGACAAUCAAGAGAAAAGGCAGAGAAGAAAAACAAAUUCAUUGAAAGUGGAAUCAUCGUAGCAGCCACUGAAGUGGGUGUGACAAUCGGGGCUGCUGCUGGUGCUGUAGGAGGUCCACUUUGCACAGGCUUUGGAGCAGUGGUGGGUGGAGUUGUCGGGGCUAUAGUGGGAGUCUUGGCACCAGCAGCAGUAAAAACUCUGAAAAAUAAAUGCGCUGUACAAUAAAAUAUAUAACUGCAUUAACCUGGACAUUGUAAUGUUUGUGGUGGCAGCUGCUGCAAACAUAUGCCAACAAUGUUGAACUACAGGUUUGGAUGAAGCAACCACUGAGUCAUUGAUUCUGCUCAACAUUACUAUCAAAGCAGGUAUAUUAUGGUUACUUUGAGGUCUGAUAUAGGAAAGUGUAACUUAAAGCUGCACUAAUCAAUAUUUUUUUACUAACAAUAGAAUAAAUAUGUGUAAUGUGAAAGGGGUCACUCGUAGUGAUGAACCCACAGAUAAUUAUCACCCGACUCUGCUGUUCCCUUCAGCUCUACGGAGCAUUUUAUCUUUUUUCAGUUCAUUGUGUGAAUGAGAAAUGAGAUUUUGGCUGCUAAAGAUGCAGCUAUUUCCUUCAGGAGUUGGUGGAGUCCAAACUGAAGCAAAAAGCAGAGUGAAUUUUGGACAGAAACAUGACUCCAAAUGAAUGCUAAUGCCUCUCCGUGUCACCUGGAUGUGUAAAUAGGCACCAAUCAAUGCAUGUUCAUCUUAUCUUUAAAGCAUUUUUUUCUGCAUUAUACUCUAGUUCCUGAAUAAUGUCCCUGGUAUUUGUUGUUUUAGGAGAGUUUUUGUUGAUAUUUUACUAGCUGGUAAGUGGAUGUGUAAAGAAUUGUACACAAUCAGCAGACACCCAGAAACAAUGCAGGAAAAUGAAUCUUGGACAGACAAUACUCCUGUAUAAUACACACUAAAUUGCAAACUGUGGUGGGGUAAUGGUUAAAUAAACAAAUGUGAAAACGAUUAAACUCCAACACUGUCAGUUACUUUUC
Siniperca chuatsi (mandarin fish) is the source of this 1959-nucleotide messenger RNA. Its product is annotated as GTPase IMAP family member 9-like. Gene Ontology annotation, molecular function: GTP binding. The record is from RefSeq and is a predicted model, not a curated record. The coding region runs from base 119 to 1156 and encodes 345 amino acids. The transcript has 2 exons. Lineage: Eukaryota; Metazoa; Chordata; Actinopteri; Centrarchiformes; Sinipercidae.